Molecule: messenger RNA, 516 nt
Organism: Balearica regulorum gibbericeps (East African grey crowned-crane)
Lineage: Eukaryota; Metazoa; Chordata; Aves; Gruiformes; Gruidae
Source: RefSeq, a predicted model, not a curated record
GUUCUGCCCACCCCCGCUCCGUGCGUGGCCAACGCCUCGGUGCACAACGUCACCGGCUUCGCCAAACUGCCCGGCCACGUGCAGGACUUCAUGCGGUACCGGCACUGCCGGUCCUUCCCAGCGCUGCUCGACGUCCCCAGCAAAUGCGGGGGGGCCGAGGGGUCCUCCAACAUCUUCCUCCUCUUGGCCAUCACGUCAUCGCCGGUGAACUCAGAACGUCUCAUGGUGGGGAAGCUCUUCAUCAACAACAGACCCGUCCGCGUCCAGCAGAGCAAGUACUUCGUGCCCACGCAGCUCCUGGCCUCCAAGCAUUACCCGCCCUACUGCGGCGGCGGUGGGAUGCUCAUGUCCGGCUUCACCGCCCACGUCAUCUCCCGGGAAUCACGGGACAUCGAGCUUUUCCCCAUCGACGACGUCUACCUGGGUAUGUGCUUGGAGAAGGCAGGGCUGCCGCCCGCUUCCCACGUCGGCAUCCGGACCAUGGGCGUGGGGGUGCCGGCCAACACCGACCCCUUC